Molecule: messenger RNA, 1873 nt
Organism: Bursaphelenchus okinawaensis
Lineage: Eukaryota; Metazoa; Nematoda; Chromadorea; Rhabditida; Aphelenchoididae
Source: the annotation of a GenBank genome assembly
AUGGUAUGUUGUUUUUUGAAUAUUUUCUAGUUUUUUUGUAGUUUUUAGGGUUUUAAUAGUGAUAAUAUCGGUUUUUUAUUAGGUAUUGAGAUAUACAGUGUCGGACAAGCAAUUUUGAGUUGUGGGUUGGGCGGCAGAGGCUUUAGUCCUAGCUGUAAUUAUAUAAUAGCUCUAACUUUAGCUCCCGCCUUAGCUCUAGCUCUAGCACUUGCUCUUGCUCUACCUCUCGCUCUAGUUCUAGUUCUAGUUCUAGUUCUAGCUCUAACUCUAGCUCUAGCUCUACCUUUAGCCCUAGCCCUACCAUUAAUCCUAGCCGCAGCCUUAAUCCUACCCUAGCUCUAUCCAUAACUCAAGCCUUAGCUCUAACAGGCCUCAUCCUUACCUCAAGCCUUUGUCCUAGCUUUACCUCUACUCUAAGCCCUAAAAUUACCAUUACCCUACCUUAUGUUUCACCCUGCCUUCUCUUUAUUUUCUGUUUUUAAAAUAAACUUAUUUCUUUCAGGGACUGUUAGACAUUCUGAAAAAGUUCAAAAGUCAACAAGGCCGGGAAUUGCGCAUUCUACUUUUGGGUAUGUUGUGUUUUACCAUCACAAUAAGUGUAAAAUACGCUUCCUGGAACUAAGUCUUGCUUAUAGAAACUAAUGAUAGAAAAAUAAAAAAUUUUACAUUUUGAAAAAAAAUCAAAAUUAAAAUUUUUUUUUAAUUAAGUGAACGACCUAAUAAAAGAUACAAAUUACAGGUCUUGACAAUGCUGGAAAAACAACAAUUUUGAAGAGCCUGGCUUCUGAAGAUGUUUCACACAUCACUCCAACUCAGGUAUGUUAUAUCUAACAUAUCCUACCUUACCUUAACUUGCCAUACCAUUCCUUACCUUGUCUUUGUCUACUCUACGUUACUCAGCCCUACCCUUAUUUAGCGUAAAGCUCUUAUUAAAAUUUUUUUAUGGUUUUAAAUUCUUUAUUAAUUUUUGUUUCAAUUUUAGGGAUUCAACAUAAAGAGUGUGAUUGCGGAGAACAUCAAGCUCAAUGUCUGGGACAUUGGAGGUCAACGAAAAAUCCGCCCAUAUUGGAAAAACUACUUUGACAACACGGAUGUUUUGGUGAGAAUUAUUAUUAUUUUUUGGUACUGCCAUACUUAAUAUAAUAAAAAAGUACUUUUUCAGAUCUAUGUGAUUGACAGCACGGACAAAAAGCGUUUUGAUGAAACGGCGUUGGUAGGUUGAUGACCAUGUUUUACGUCGUAUAUUUUGUAAUUUUAGGAAUUGUCAGAGCUUCUGGAAGAGGAAAAACUGAAGAAUGUGCCAGUUUUGAUCUAUGCUAACAAGCAGGUGGGUAAUAUACUAAAAAUUUUAGAAGUUAGGGUCGGAUUUUGGCUUGAUAGAGUAGGGUAGAGAGUAAGUAGAGUAAGGUAAAGUAAGGUAAGCCAGGGUAGGGUCAGGUAAGGUAGGGUAGUGUAGAGUAGGGUAAAGUAGAGUAGAGUAGGGUAAGUUAAAGUAAAGAAUGGUAAAGGGAGAUAUGCUAGGGUUGUGUACAAUCUAAUAAGCUAAACUGUAACAUAAACUAAAAUGAAAAAAUUGUUUUAGGACCUGAUAACCGCCGCCUCGGCCAGUGAGAUUGCUGAAGGAAUGCAGUUGUUGAACAUGUCACGCGACCGGAUUUGGCAAAUUCAAUCUUGUUCUGCUUUGACCGGUGAAGGAGUUAAGGUAUGUCAUUCGUAAUCAAGAUACAUCUCCCCCCCCGUUUAAAGCCUAAAAUACGAAAAAAAACUUCCAUGCCUACUCAAUUUUCUUUAGGACGGUAUGGAAUGGAUUUCAAAGAACAUUAAAGCUCAGCCUUUGAAAUUGGCGAAAGGCACGGCUGCGCCGGAGGCUUGA